ACUGCUAUGAAACUAUGUGUUGUCGACAAUUUUUUUGACCAUUUACAACAAUUAAGUUCUGACCUAUUACAAGACGCUGUGGUUGUUUUAGCAAGAGGAUUGGUUUUGAAAAAUGACGACGGCAUUUAUUUGCAAUCUGUUGAAAACACACAAAUCAUGAUCAAUCCUAGGACAAAGAUUGCAAGCAAACUAAAACAGUGGUUUCGUAACGAUCAAUUUGUCCGACACAAGACACUAUGGAUAAAUAAGACUUCUCUUCCGCUCAAUAGAUUACUAUGCAUCUCGAAUUCAAUGCGUUUAUCCAUUUCUGAGUUUCACAAAUACAACGGAGGAUGCAAGUGUAGGGUUGUUGGGAGAAUAGAUGAUAUUAAUAAAGUCAAUAGUUCGAAUUCCGUAUUCAUGCAUAUCAAAAUAAAGGAUAUAAGUGGGUCAUUAAGUGUUGGACUAUCUCACAAGCAAAUAUGUUUUAUAUUACAAUUGUCCACUCUUCGAUCUACCAAAACGAACUGA
Beta vulgaris subsp. vulgaris (sugar beet) is the source of this 510-nucleotide messenger RNA. RefSeq lists its product as uncharacterized. The transcript is spliced from 4 exons. Lineage: Eukaryota; Viridiplantae; Streptophyta; Magnoliopsida; Caryophyllales; Amaranthaceae. The record is from RefSeq and is a predicted model, not a curated record. Bases 7 to 510 code for a protein of 167 amino acids.